Molecule: messenger RNA, 853 nt
Organism: Clupea harengus (Atlantic herring)
Lineage: Eukaryota; Metazoa; Chordata; Actinopteri; Clupeiformes; Clupeidae
Product: troponin I, fast skeletal muscle-like
Biological process (GO): skeletal muscle contraction; cardiac muscle contraction
Cellular component (GO): troponin complex
Source: RefSeq, a predicted model, not a curated record
UUGCUGCCAACCUUAUAUAGCAGCUGUGUUGAUGCCAGUGGCAGCACCAUUCCUCCAUCAACCUGUCCAGACCCUCAGCUCCUCCAGUCCAGUUUCUCAUCAGCUAAGGAGACCAAACAAGUGCCAAGAUGUCUGAAAAAAAGAUGACCUCAAGCCGCAAGCAUCAUCUGAAGAGCUUGAUGCUUUCAAUUGCUGAAAAGCGGAUGGAACAGGAAGCGGCUGAUCUUAUAACUGCAAAGGCAGCAUACAUGAAUGAGCACUGCCCAGAGCUCUCUCUUCCCAGUGGGGUGGAGGAACUACAGAAAUUGUGCAAAGAGCUACAUGCGAAGAUUGACAAAGCCGAUGAGGAGAGAUACGACGCAGCAGGCAAAGUGACAAAGGGAACAAAAGAGGUUGACGAGCUGAAGUUUAAGGUAGUAGAAAUGAAGGGUAUGAAGAAGCCAGCUCUGAAGAAAGUGCGCUUGUCCGCUGAUCAGAUGCUUCAUGCUCUGCUGGGCUCCAAGCACAAGGUCAGCAUGGACAUGAGAUCCAACCUGAAGCAAGUUAAGAAGGAGGUCAAGGAGGAGCCUGCAGUCGCUGCUGGUGACUGGCGUAAGAAUGUUGAGGACAAGGAGGGCAUGGGUGGCAGGAAGAAGAUGUUUGAGGGCGCUGAGGUGUAAAUUUGAGAGACUGACGAAAUUGAUUUCUGACACAACAACAUGGACAAAGUGAAUGGCAGGAAGAAGAUGGACUGGGGCCAUUUGUACUUUUUUUUUUGACAGAAACAAAUACUGUUUGUAAAUGUAAUACAUUUAGAUAUAAUCGGCAUGUUACAGUUGCAUACCAUAAUCAUUAAACACUGGGUUUUAAAGAA